AUGAGUGAGGACCUUUACUGGGACGAAGGCAGCAACCGCUACUACAAACUAGACCCUGAAAAAGAUGAAUUCUAUUCAGAUGAUGAGACAAGAGCUGCUGAUGCUGCAGCAGCAGAAGAAGCAAAGCUGCUGGAGGAGCAGCAGCAGCAAGAAGCUGCUGCUGCAGCUGGCGCAGCAGCAGCGGACGACGCGAAGGCCGCUGCGCAGCAGCAGCAGCAGGAAGCUGCUGCUGCUGCAGACACUGCUGCUGCAACAAAUGACCUCGCAGCAGAACAACCAGACGCAGCAGCAGCAGCAGCAGCAGCAGCAGCAGUUGAUGGACAAGCUAAAGUAGAUGAAGCAGCAGAGAAAGCAGCAGCAGCUGCCGCAGCAGAAAAAGCAGCAGCAGCUGCUGCAGCAGAAAAAGCAGCAGCAGCUGCCGCAGCAGAAAAGGCAGCAGCAGCUGCCGCAGCAGAAAAAGCAGCAGCAGCCGCAGCAGAAAAUGCUGCAGCAGCAGAAGCUGAAGCAGCAGCAAAAGAAGAAGCAGAUGAGAAGGCAGCAGCAGAAAGGGCUGCGGCGGAAGCAGCAGCAGCAGAGCAGUUGCUGCUGCUGCUGAGGCAGCAGCAGCAGCAGCAGCAUCCGAAGACACAGAAGCUCAGCCAGCAGCAGCAGCAGCAGCAGCAGCAGCAGCGAAGGCACCUUCUUUCCGCGGCAGCAGCAGCAGACUCUGACUCACCAGCAGCAGCACCUGCUGCAGCAGGUAACCCGCCGAAGGGCGCAGCAGCAACAGAAGCAGCAGCAGCACCAGCAGCAGCAGCAGCAGCAGCAGCAGCAGGCAGAAGCUUGCUGGGGGCCCACGAUGGCAUUGGCAGCAGCCGCUUGCUGGCAGCAGGAGCAGAAGCAGCAAGGGUUGCUCACCUAGAGCUGAAUAAAAAGCUGGAGGAAGCCGAAGCCGAAAUUGCGCGACUGAGAGCAGCAGAACUGUCUAGAGACCGAGGCCUAGAGGAGACAUCUGAAAUGGAGAGUCUUAGAAGAGAACGAGAUGAGCUCGAAGUCCAGCUGCAAAGGCUCAGGGAUGAGGCCGCAGAACUAGAGGAGGCAAUAGAAGCUGCUGCUGUGGAAAAGGAGUUGGCGCUGGAAAGCCUCGAAAAGGAAAGGGCGAGGGCUGAGGACGUCAAGCUGCAGCUGGAACUACAACUGACAGACAGAGAGCUUGAGGUGGCGCAGCUGCAGCAGCAGCUAGCGGAGCAGCAGACACGAGAAGCUGCUGCUCUGAAGCAGCAGCAGCAGAUCAUGCAGCAGCAGCUGCAGCAGCUGAAAAAGACAGAGGCAAAGGAAUUCGAAAAAGGAGCGCAGCAGCUGAAGCAGCUGCUGGUCUCUGCACAUGAAGAGAGACACAAAGCAGCAGCAGAAGCAGCAAUGCUGCAGCAGCAAGUCGCUGAGCAGCAGCAGCAAAUAGAGAGACUCCACGCAGCAGCAGCAGAGGACCAGAGCUUGCUGCAGGAGUUGGAGGAGCAGCAGCAGCAGCAGCAGCUCCUGCUGCAGCAGCUGCUGCAGCAGCAGCAGCAACAACAGCAGCAGCUGCGUGAGGUCUCUAAGCAACGCUCUAUCUACCACUCGGCCUUCCAGCGCAUCAGCAAACUUUACAAAGAGCAGCAAGCUACAAGUCGCAGCACAGAAGAGGCGCUGCGGGAGAAGCUGCAGCAGCAGCAGCAGCAGCUGCAGCAGCUGCAGCAGGUAGCAGUGCCCCGCUGGCAGCGUGUCUUCAUGCUGCACACAGGAGCAGCAGCAGCAGCAGCAGCAGCAGCAGCAGCAGCAGGAGAGCCAUCCUCUGCUGCUGCAGAUGCUGCAGCAGACGAGACACACGACGCAACUGUCAAGGAGCAGCAGCUGCUGCGGAACCACGAGCUGCUGCUGCUGCUGCGACAGCAGCUGCUGCUGCGGCAGCAGCAGCAGCAGCGCUGCGAGCUGCUGCAGCUGUGCCUGCCGCAGCAGCUGCUGCAGCAGCUCAGCGCCCGCACGCAGGGCCCUUUGCUGCUGGAGGGGUGCUGCUACAGCUGCUUGAUGCUGAUGGACCAUUUGUUUGCGGUGUACGGACAACCCAUAAUGGAGGACCUCAAACUCAACCCCAAGACAGUGCUGCGGGAGAGAGGCUUUGCGCGGUGGCUGGGCCGGGCCUUGUUUUUGUUUUCUGAUUUGCUGCUGCUGCUGUCGCCUUGGCUGCUGGCAGCAAAGAGGGAGCAGCAAGCAGCAGUUGCUGCAGCUGCUUCUUCCGGCGCAGCAGCAGAAGCAGCAGCAACAGCAGCAGCAGCAGCAGCAGCAGAGGCAGCAGCAACGCCGGCUAUAUUUCUUAUGGAGCAGCAGGGCUGCGGUGACAGCUUGCUGCUGCUGCAGCAGCGGCUGCAGCGCCUUGUUGCUGCAGCAGCAAAAGGGACUCUCUCUGCUUCCUCUCCCCUGGAUGAAAUAGAAGCUGCUGCUACGCAGCUGGCAGCUGCAGUGCAGCAGCAGCUGCAGCAGGAGCUGCAGCAGCAGCAGCAGCCCUUGCUGCUGCCCCAGCUGGCAGCAGCAGCGCACAAAGCCCGCAGCGCCGCGCUGUGGGGUGCAUGCACAGCAGCAGCAGCAGUUGCUGCAGCACAGGAAGCAGCAAACGCAGCAAAAGAAACUGCUGCUGCUGCUGCGCUGCAGCAGUGGCUGCCUGUUGCAGAUGCUGCUACUUCUCUCCUCUUGUGUCUCCCCGAGGCCCAGGACUACGGGCUCAAAGACAGCAGCAGCAGCAGCAGCAGCAGCAGCAGCAGCAGCAGCGACAGCAGCAGCAGCAGGUGGCUGCUCAGCAGCCUCAAGGCUGAUACCUCCUUUGACUUUGCUGCUCUGCGAAAGACAAUUGAAGGCUUUGUGGAAAGGGUUUCGGACGCAGAGGAGAAACGCGCUUUGGAGCCGCAGCAGCAAGACUUGCAGAGCGUAGCCACUUGCUUCAGUGCUGCUGCUGCUGCAUGCAAAAUGGGCCCCACAGCUGUCAUCAGCGGCGGCUGGGAAGGGCUGCUGCUGCAGCAGAAGAAGCAGGUGCUGCAGCAGCAGCAGCUGCAGCAGCUGCUGCAGCAAGCGCAGCAGGAGGAGGCCACGCUCAAGCAGCAGCUCGAAGAGAAGGAGAAUUCUCUAGCAGCAAAAAAUAAGGAGAUAGAAGAGCUGCAGCGCCUCGUUUGUGCUCUCAAGCCCAAGGCCGAGCGGUAUGCGGGCCUGGAGAAGUCUCUGGAUGAGAGCGAGCAGCAGCAGCGGCGCUAUUGGGCCCUCAGCAGCAGCCUGAGGGCAAAGCUGCAUGCAGCAGCAGCAGAAACGGAAGCACUGCAGCAGGAGCGGCAGAGUCUGCUGCAGCGCGUGCAGGAGCAGCAGCGAAAGCUGGAGGCCCUCAAACGCCUAAACCCCUCCGUCCAGGCUGGCGGCGCAGCCUCAGCAGAGAUCGAGGCGCUGCGGGCCGUUAUAUGGAAGCAGCAGCUGGAGCUGCAGCAGCAGCAGCUGCAGAGCGCAGCAGCAGCAGUUGCAGACGACGACGCCUUCUUCUGCAGGCUGCAGCAGCAGCAGCAGCUGCGCCAGCAGCAGCAGCAGCCCCUGCAGCAGCUGCAGCAGCAGCUGCAGCAGCUGCAGCAGCUGCAGCAGCAGCAGCAAAGCGUAGAAGCAGCAGAAAGCAGCACCAGCGAAGCCCUCAAACUCGUGGAAGAAUUCCAGUAA
This is a messenger RNA of Eimeria necatrix, 3702 nucleotides long. RefSeq lists its product as hypothetical. Gene Ontology annotation, cellular component: phagophore assembly site; phosphatidylinositol 3-kinase complex, class III, type II; phosphatidylinositol 3-kinase complex, class III, type I. Gene Ontology annotation, biological process: late endosome to vacuole transport; autophagosome assembly; autophagy. The record is from RefSeq and is a predicted model, not a curated record. NCBI's taxonomy places the organism in Eukaryota, Apicomplexa, Conoidasida, Eucoccidiorida, Eimeriidae.